Messenger RNA from Harpegnathos saltator (Jerdon's jumping ant), 7372 nucleotides. Its product is annotated as fatty acid synthase. The record is from RefSeq and is a predicted model, not a curated record. The transcript has 20 exons. Gene Ontology annotation, molecular function: phosphopantetheine binding; fatty acid synthase activity; 3-oxoacyl-[acyl-carrier-protein] synthase activity. NCBI's taxonomy places the organism in Eukaryota, Metazoa, Arthropoda, Insecta, Hymenoptera, Formicidae. Gene Ontology annotation, biological process: fatty acid biosynthetic process. Bases 186 to 7100 code for a protein of 2304 amino acids.
UGCUCGUUGUCGACAUUGGAUAUAAAAUGUUGAUGUUCAUGUGCACGGUAGUAAUCGCAUCGAGGACAUCGGUAUAUUCGUGUCUAUCGAUCGAGGUUUCACAAGCAUCUUUGUUCCAGUGAUUCGAUCAACAGCAACUAGUAUUCAGUCUCAAGUACGAAUAGAUUUGUUAGUGAGACAAAAAUAUGGAAGACAGCAAAAGUUAUAACCCAUACGAGAAAAUGCCGCCGGGUGAAGAGAUUGUGAUUUCUGGUAUGGCCGGUCGAUUUCCCGAUACAGACAAUAUAAAGGAGUUGCAAGAAAAUCUUUUGAAUAUGAUGGACCUAGGUUCGGACGACAAUCGACGAUGGGAAAAUGCUAAUUAUGACAUGCCGGAUCGAUCAGGAAAGGUUAAUAAUAUAAACAAGUUCGACGCAGAGUACUUUGGUAUUUCAUCUGUGGAAGCGCAUAUUACUGAUCCUAUGUGCAGGAUGUUGCUCGAGCACACUUAUGAAGCACUUAACGACGCCGGUGUAAAUCCCAAAGAAUUACGAGGAACGAAAACUGGUGUCUUUAUAGGAUCGUGUUAUUCUGCAUCGUCCACCAUAACUCUUCUUACCAUGCCUCAGUCACCUGGAUACUCAGUUAUUGGAUUCGGUAAAUACUGGCUAGCGAACAGCAUUUCUAAUUGGCUCGGUCUUACCGGACCGUCUUAUGUGAUGGAUACGGCCUGCAGUUCAAGCCACUACGCUAUUGCGGAAGCUUUCAGAAUGAUACGAGGUGGAGAGUGCGACGCAGCUAUCGUGGGUGGUGCUAAUCUGUGUCUUCAUCCCAAUAUAACGCUUCAAUUUUUUCAUCUCGGAGUCCUCUCCGCGGAUGGGUACUGCAAGCCCUUCGAUGUGAGCGGUACGGGUUAUAUGCGCAGUGAAACAAUCGCAGUAAUAUAUCUGCAGAAAGCGAAGAACGCGAAACGAAUCUAUGCUACCCUCGUCUACUCUAAAACUAAUUGCGAUGGUUGGAAGCCAGAAGGGAUUACAUAUCCUUCUCUCAGUAUGCAAAAGAAAUUAUUGGAAGACUUUUACAAUGAUUGCGGCAUCACACCCGAAGAGCUGUCCUACAUGGAGGCCCACGCCACUGGUACUUUAGCAGGAGAUCCGCCAGAAGUUGAGGCCAUCGAUCAGGCUUUAUGUUCAAAGAGGACUACUCCCUUAUUGGUGGGUUCGAUAAAAUCAAAUCUCGGGCAUUCUGAACCUGCUAGUGGCCUUUGUCAAGUGGUAAAAGUGUUGAUAGCGAUGGAAACAGGCAUUAUUCCACCAACCAUACACUACAAAACACCGCGAAAGGAACUGACUCCUAUAAUUGAAGGAAGAAUGAAUGUCGUCACUGAACCAACUUCAUGGAACGGUGGUUACAUUGGCAUUAAUAAUUUCGGAUUUGGCGGUGGAAACUGUCACAUACUACUGAAAUCAAAUCCCAAAAAUAAAAUCAAUGUUGGAAUACCAGAUGGCUUACCCAGACUCGUAGCGGUAUCUGGUCGUACUGAGGAGGCUGUUCAGACUCUAUUAGAUGACAUGAAUAGCCGACAGAUAGACGUGGAAUAUGUGGCUCUUCUGCAUAGCAUUCAUGCAGAAAAUAUUGAAGGGCAUCCCUAUAGAGGAUAUACUAUUGCUGGACCUGAAGUUCCUGUUAACAAAAUAAGAAAAGUUGAAAACUGCGCAAACCCAAGGAGACCAAUCUGCUUUGUACUUCCUGGAACAGAAGUUGAGUGGCGUAACAUAGAACUGAUGAAACUACCAGUGUUUGCAAAGGCAAUAAAGAAAUGUAAUGAAACAUUAAAGCAGCGGGAUAUAUGUGUUACGGAUAUUAUAAAAAACAAAAAUAAAACUACCAGCAAUAGCAUCGUAGAAUCAUUUGUAGCAAUCAUUGCCAUACAGAUUGGAAUAGUGGAUAUCUUAACACACAUUGGUAUUCUAUCCGAUUACACGAUAGGUCAGUCUAUUGGCCAACUUAUAUCCGAAUAUGUUGAUGGACGUUUCACUAUCGAGACAACAAUUUUGACGGCGUAUUUCAUAGGCACGGCAUUUGAGCAGGCCAUGUCUCAGGUUGAUGACAUUACUACGAAUCAAGGCAACUAUCUUGAUGUUGUUAGAUCAAAACUCUUGGAACAUCUCUACCGAAUAUUACCAGCGAACUUUCCAAACAGUCGCGGUGUAACACAGUUGGGCAGGUCACGAAGCGAACGCGACAAGUUUGAGACCGCUGCAGAAUAUUAUGUAGACAUUAUACUGAAUCCAGUACCAUUACAAAAAAUUACAGCUUUGUUACCGAAAGAUACGAUACUCGUCGACAUAGUACCACACAAUACUUUUCAGCCACUCAUACCAAACUUGCAGUCAGUGAUAACGUUGAUUUCACUCUAUAAACGCGGUCAAAAGCAUACUAUGCAAAACUUUUUAGAAGGAAUCGGAGAUCUUUAUAAUGUAGGACUUCAGCCACAGAUUGCAAGUUUGUAUCCGCCAGUGCAAUUUCCUGUUAGUCGGGGAACACCAAUGAUAUCUCCUCUCAUUAGAUGGAAUCACUCUGAGGACUAUUACUUGUACCAUUAUGCAGGUGAAAGUAAAAUUUUCAGCAGAGAAAGAAUCGUCACUAUUACAACCGCUGAUGCAGAUUUUGAUUAUAUGUCUGACCAUAUAAUCGAUGGAAGAAAUUUGUUACCAGCUAUGGGUUACCUUUACGAAAUUUGGCAUACUAUUGGUUUGUUGAGCGGCAUUGAUCAUAGAAACAUACCUAUUGUAUUUGAAAAUGUUAAAUUCAUACGCGCUACUCACUUAUCACGACGAGACAAGCUGGACUUAACUAUUAUGAUCCAAGAAGGCGGUAAUAAUUUCGAGAUUAUAGAGGGAGAGAAUGUAAUCGUCAGUGGAGUCGUGAGGGUGCCUGACGAUAUCGUGAAAGAGAAAAUAUCCGUUCAGUUUCUACCGAAAAACGAAGAUGAUGAAGAAUGCAUGAAUGCUGCAGAUAUUUACAAGGAACUACGACUCCGUGGCUACCAGUAUAAUGGUCUAUUUCGUUCAUUAAAAAGCUCCUCAAUUAAUGGAAGUACAGGACAUAUCACGUGGGCAACAAAUUGGGUAGCGUUUAUGGACAAUAUGCUGCAAAUAAAACUCUUAUCGGUUGACUCGAGAAAUCUUUACGUACCGACUCAAAUUCGUAAAUUGGUAAUCGACCCUGCACAUCAUAUGACGCAGUUUCAUAACCUCUCUAUUGAAGAAAGAAAUGUACCCGUACGUGUCUAUGAUUCUUUCGACGCCAUUAUAUCCGGAGGAAUUGAAAUUUGUGGGCUGAAGUCCAUGGUCAUAUCCCGCCGAUCGACGAACGUCGAAUCUGUACACGAAGAAUACAAGUUCAUUGCUCACCGCGAUCAUAACACGAUCUCUUUGAAAGAUGCGGUGCAAAUAUCGAUACACAUCGCGCUUGAAUGUUACAAUUUGAGAAACGUCAAAGUGAUCGAGUUUGUCGAGGACGAUGACAAGAUUCUACUGGAGGAUCUAGUUAUUCCAAUUGUAGACAAAGUUCUGAGCAACUUGCCAUUAGUGCGAUCUAAUCUGACGUUGGCUGCGAUGGAGAACAGAUUCGACUGCUCUUUGUUACCACAAAAUCUAUCGGUCGUACAACCUAACAAACUGUUAAACGACGGUACGUUCCUAAUGGUUGUUGGAGUUGGAGUAUUAACGAAAGGUGCACACACAUUACUAUCUAAUAUAAUGGCUGGUGGCUUUCUGUUUACCCGAGAGGACCUCAAUGUCACAUAUGACAACGAGUUGCUCCAACAGUACAAUUUGAAUAUCAUUUUGGAGAAACGCACGGAACGGGAGUUGGUGUUGCUUCUGAGAAAGGCGCAAAGUGCAAUAAUAAAAAGAGAAAUCGUGCAUAUAAACAAUUACGAGUUUUCGUGGAUCGAAAAGCUCAAAUCUUCAUUGGACACGGACGACGAGACGAACUCACGAGUAACACUUGUUGUGGAAGAUGAUCCUGAGUGCGGUGUCAUAGGAUUUGUAAAUUGUUUGCGAAAGGAGCCAGGCGGCGACACAGUUAGAUGCGUCUUCAUUCAGGAUAAGAACGCGCCCAAGUUCUCCUUGCAAGAGCCUUUUUACAUGAAUCAGUUGCGACUGGACUUACCCAUUAAUGUCUUACGUCCCGGCAAAGUUUGGGGCUCUUACAGACACUUGUCAUUACCGCCGCCGGAACCCAUACCCGUGCAGUGCGGUUACGUUGCUCAAAGGAUCCGAGGUGAUAUGAGCACAAUCCGUUGGGUCGAAGGACGGACAUCUCCCAAACUCAACCGCGAAAAUAUGAUACAUAAAAUUUACGUGGCACUGAAUUUCAAAGAUAUUAUGAUAGCUACUGGUAAACUGGCGUUGGAAUCCUUUCAAAUGAUUGAACGAGAAAUCGAUUCUUUCUUAGGCUUUGAAUUUGUCGGAUAUGAUGGGUUUGGACAAAGAAUAAUGGCGAUAUGCUCCGAUAGAGGAAUAUCAAAUGUUGCAAUCCAGGACCGCGUGAUGUCUUGGGUUAUUCCCGAUGAAUGGACAUUCGAGGAUGCUGCUACAGUUCCGUGUGUUUAUGCUACAAGCUGCUACGCUCUCUACGAGAAAGGAAAAAUGAAGAGAGGAGACAAAGUUCUCAUUCAUUCGGGCACCGGCGGUAUUGGUCAAGCCGCGAUCCACCUCGCGCUGUACGAAAAGUGCGAAGUAUUCACAACAGUCGGAACUUUGAAGAAACGGCAAUUCAUUAGAGAAACUUUUCCUUCGAUCCUUGACGAUCAUAUCGGCAAUUCUCGUGACACAAGUUUCGAACAAAUGAUACUUGAGCAGACACGCGGUCGGGGAGUUGAUAUCGUAUUGAAUUCCUUAGCUGAGGAGAAGCUUCAGGCGUCUAUUCGCUGCUUGGCAAAAGGCGGUCGAUUCUUGGAAAUAGGAAAAUAUGACUUGAUCGCCGAUAAUACUUUAGAUAGAAUGAUUUUUACGAAAGGCAUCAGUUUUCAUGCGAUUAUGUUAGACAAUAUAAUAAGUUCCGUCUCAAAGAAUUACGGAAUUGUAUAUAAUUAUGUGUUACAAUGUCUAAAAAAUGGCUCGAUAAAACCUCUUCCAAGGAAAGUCUUUGAAAAGACCGAAGUAGAAGAUGCCUUCAGGUAUAUGGCAACUGGCAAGCACAUAGGAAAGAUCCUGAUAAAGAUAUGCGAUGAAAACGAGCCAUUGAGUCUUCCUAUUCUCGCUUAUCCCCGAUUUUUCUGCAAGUCUCAUAUGUCUUACAUCAUUUUGGGCGGAUUAGGCGGCUUUGGUCUAGAAUUGGCCGACUGGCUGAUUCUUCGCGGAGCAAAGAAUCUUCUUCUCACUUCGCGGACAGGAUUGCGAAACGGUUACCAGCGCUCGAGGGUGGAAUUAUGGAAGUCCUACGGGGUGAAUGUGCAGAUUAUCGCGAGCGCUGAAGCGUCUGAUCACAAAGACGGCGCGUCCAUCCUGAACACUGCCAUUGAAAUGGGACCGGUGGACGCUAUAUUCAAUCUUGCCGUAGUGCUGAAAGAUUCUCUCUACAAGAAUCAGACAACUGAGUCCUUCGAGGAAUCAUUUAAACCGAAAGCAAUGGCGACGAAAACAAUGGACGAGUUGUCCAGGAAAAUGUGCCCUGACCUCCGGUACUUUGUUGUCUUCUCAUCCGUUUCGUGCGGCCGAGGAAACUCCGGCCAAACUAAUUACGGUAUGGCCAAUUCCAUCAUGGAGAGAAUAUGCGAGAGAAGAGUACAAGACGGAUUACCUGGGAUGGCUAUACAGUGGGGCGCGGUGGGUGAUGUGGGUCUCGUGGCCGAUAUGCAAAAGGACAAUAAGGAACUGAUCAUCGGCGGUACUUUACAACAGAAAAUACAGUCCUGUCUGCAGUCGCUGGACACUUUCAUGGUUCUAAAUAAGCCGAUCGUGGGUAGUAUGGUUGUGGCAGAGAAGCGCGCGACAUUUGGUGGAGUGAUGGACAUUAUGGAAACUGUAGCUAGUAUCAUGGGAAUAAAAGAUGUGAAAGCGGUUGGACUUCGCACCCCCCUGUCAGAGAUGGGUAUGGAUUCAAUGAUGGCGGUAGAGAUCAAGCAAACGUUGGAGAAAGAAUUCGACGUUUAUCUUACCGCGCAGGACAUUAGAACUCUCACUUUAGAGAAACUCCACAAUAUGGCCGAUAAAGACAAGCGUUUUGAGCAGAUUGAGACACUCGAUUCAGAGGGUAUAAAAUUUUUAAUUCGUUUAAUCAAUAAUUUAGACAUAGUUCCAGAUGUUUGCUUGGAGACAACUACGAGAAAUAAAAUGGGCACAAAGCGGAUAUUUCUUCUACCAGGAAUCGAAGGUUGCGGGAGCGUAUUUAAUUUGUUGGCUUCGAAAAUCGAAGGUCCCGUGACAUGUUUGCAGCACGGAGCAAACAAUAUCCCCACGAGUGAAUCUGUAUUGCAGUCGGCUGCCAGUCUGUUACCUCAUAUAAUAUCAAAGAUGGAGGGUUCUGCGGAAUUCAUAAUAGUUGGGUAUUCAUACGGGUCGUUAAUCGCUAUCGAGUUGAUGAGAUUGUUGGAGGCGAGAAAUUUCACAGGACGGUUAAUAUUAAUUGAUGGCACACCGGAUUAUAUGAAAACUCUGAAAGAUCAAUAUUUUCCUUUCACGAAUCUUCAGGAAUUUCAGAAUAAUGUUCUCCUAGGCCUUAUAGAUCUCUUCUACUCUGUCGAUAAUACAUCGGUUCUAUUAGAAUUGUCUAAACACGACACGUGGGAAAAAAAAUGGGAUGCUGUCGUCAAAUGUCUUUCAGACGAUAUUGUGCAAGUAACUUCUCUUGAAAAUUACAAAAUUUAUUGUACAACGAUUUAUAAGCAUCUGAUCGCUAUUCACGAGUAUGAUGCUUCCUCAUUACCGCCACUGAAAUCGCCUAUACUAUUACUAAAACCUACAACGUCCAACCUGCCUUCUGCCGACGAAAAUAGCGACUUGAAAAAGGUGACUGAAGGUAACGUGCAAGUUCGUCGUGUCGAAGGUAAUCAUCUCACGAUGUUGGAAAAUGAUGAACUUGCUGAUAUUAUUAACGAAAUAUUAUCUUGAGAAGUUAAUCUUUAUAAUGUUACAAAAGUUCGUAAUUCUGUAAAUCGAAGGUAUCAAGGUGUGUGGAAAGGGAAGGAGAAUACGCAGAAUAUUUAUUAUAAACAAGGCAAUAAUAAAAUAUUAUGGUAAAAUACUCGAUUAUUUAUUCAUCGUGCAUGAUUAAUAAACAAGUAUAAAUAACUUUCGUCGCCAAUAUGGAGAAACGUUUAUAACUCUAAAAAAGGAUUGCUUACUUUUGUUUGAUAUUUAUUCUAAAUUCACGCAUUGCGGCU